UAUGAACCUGCCUGUUGUAGCACUUCUUACUGAAAUCAAUGAUUUAAGUAAAAUAGAUAUCAAUACAAACUACCUAUAUCCUGGAAAUAUCUUUGCAUCAUUAGCAGAUAUUAACUCAGAACAACUGAACAGUUUAAUAGAUCCUAUUGAACCUGAGUUAGAAAUUAGAGAAGAAAGUCUUGGGCUUGAAGAAUUACAAGGAAAGCUGGCUUCUCCUAGACCUUCCAGUUGUACUGAUAGUGAAGCUCCUGUGGAGUUUGAAAAAGUUUUUGAAGUGACUAAGGUUGCCAAUAGGACAAAGAGACUUAACUUAUUUAAGCCAUGUUUUGAUGCAAAUGAAGUAAAGGAUAAUAAUACAUCCGCGUCUUUGAAGUCAUCAGGCUACAGGAAGGAUGUGGCUUAUAAGACGGCUAUCAGGAUAUUAAAAAGAUUUUUCAAGAAUACUUACAAGAGUCAAAACAGGGAUAUCAAUGAAAGGGAUCAUAAAAUGCUUUCUAUUGAAGAUAUUUGUACAAGAAUGCAGAGUCUCCUAGCCUCUUUUAUUCCCCAAGAGCUCCUCACCCAAGAUUUAGUUUAUUAUACAAUUGGAAUCACUGGCAUUAAAAGCAUACCUAAUAUCCCAUCAAUGCUAGCAAUUCAGAAAGAAGUCACUGAUUUUAAAAGCUGAGCUCAAGCCUUCUCAAUGAAAAAAUUUGAGAAAACACUCAGCUCUGAGAGCUUUAUUACUUUGUGCUGUUACAUUUCUCAGAAGUCAAACGAUCCAAGGACCAGUGUUCUCAGAGAUGGAAUUCUGAGAACUAUAAGUUAGAUGAAUUUAGGC
This is a messenger RNA of Moneuplotes crassus, 820 nucleotides long. Lineage: Eukaryota; Ciliophora; Spirotrichea; Euplotida; Euplotidae. The record is from the annotation of a GenBank genome assembly.